AUGUUCCACAACAGCGCUGAACAAUACCAAAAGAUCAGUGGUGGAUCUCCAAUCUAUAUCCGAAUCGAUGAGUUUAAUUCUGGCUCAUUCAAGAUUGAAUCAAAGAACACAAUUGUUGCUACAUGUGGUCCAAGAUCUUGCUUCCGCGACUAUCCACAUGAAUUCUCAGCUUCACAAAACAAGCCAGCUCAAGCAUGGGGAUUUAAGUUUAUCAAUGCUAACAACUCCUCAUUCACAAUUGCUCUCUACAAGAAGCGCCGCUUUUUCGCCGAUGAUCUUAUUGGCGAAAUCGACUUAAAGGUAAGUGACUUUGAAUUAAACAAGGUUGUCCAAAAGGAACUUACUCUUAAAUGCUGGCAUGAUGAGCAGGUACCAGCCAAAAUUAAAAUCACAGUUCAUGUCGAUGAUGCAGGCGCUCCAGCCUUCCAUCCAUUUAAGGCUGCUCCUCAAGCUUCUUCAGCUAAGGCUCAGAUGAUGUCCCUUGUAUCUCAUUAA
This is a messenger RNA of Trichomonas vaginalis G3, 495 nucleotides long. RefSeq names its product C2 domain-containing protein. The transcript has a single exon. NCBI's taxonomy places the organism in Eukaryota, Parabasalia, Trichomonadida, Trichomonadidae. The coding region runs from base 1 to 495 and encodes 164 amino acids. The record is from RefSeq and is a predicted model, not a curated record.